UUUUAGCAGUUCAUCCAACAUUGAAUUUGUUUGCUGCUGGUCAUGACAAUGGAAUGAUUGUCUUCAAAUUAGAACGUGAACGACCAGUCUAUGCUGUUGUUGGAAAUCUUGUGUAUUAUGUCAAAGAAAAGUAUUUACGUCGAUUAGAAAUUACCACAUCAAAAGAUGUGCCAUUGAUGCAACUACGAAGUGGUCCACGUGCACCAUACUAUUCGAUGUCAUACAACCCAGCUGAAAAUGCUAUUAUUUUGACAACACGUGUACCAUCUCAACCGGAUACAUCGAUUUAUGAUCUUUAUACAAUUCCAAAAGACGCAGGAGAAUCAAGUAGUUCAACACAAGCUCCAGAUGCUCCUGAAGGUCGUCGUUCAUCUGGUUUGAAUGCAGUUUGGGUUGCACGAAAUCGAUUUGCUGUACUUGAUAAGAAUCACGUAAUUCUGAUCAAAAACAAUAAAAAUGAAAUUACCAAGAAAAUUCAAUUGAACAAUUGUGAUGAAAUCUUCUAUGCUGGCACUGGUCUUUUAUUAAUCCGUGAAAAUGAUCAUAUUAGUUUAUACGAUGCACAACAAAAACGUUCAUUAGCCAGUGUUCGAGUUGGCAAAGCUAAAUACGCGAUUUGGUCAAACGAUAUGAAUUAUUUAUCAUUGUUAGCCAAACAUCAAUUAGUCAUUUGUAAUCGUAAACUUGAACAAUUAUGUAUCAUUCAAGAAAAUGUUCCUGUGAAAUCAGGUGCUUGGGACGAUUCAGGUGUUUUUAUUUAUACAACAUCAAAUCACAUCAAAUAUGCACUUAUCAAUGGAGAUCAUGGAAUUAUUCGUACACUUGAUUUACCUAUCUAUAUCACAAAAAUCAAAGGAAACA
Messenger RNA from Adineta ricciae, 861 nucleotides. The record is from the annotation of a GenBank genome assembly. NCBI's taxonomy places the organism in Eukaryota, Metazoa, Rotifera, Eurotatoria, Adinetida, Adinetidae.